AUGGAAAACCAUCCUUCAGUUCUACGUGAGCGCAGAAACGAGAUUUUCGACCCCGCAAAGUCGUCCGCUAGAAAAGACGAACAAGCGAUGAUGAGGAACGCGAUGGCGCAGUUGGACGAAAGCAAUAGCACCUUCGAUGACAGCUACCCCAAAAUCACCGAGCUGCUGGGCCUCAUUGCGGAUAACGCCGUCGCUACCCACUCGGAACGCACUGAGAGAAUCACGGAGCUCCGGGACCUCCUUAGCGAAUGGGUAGCGAGGACGGAGAAGGCGAAGAAACAAUCGGAAAAUGUCGAGUCUUUGUUUGAUAGGCAGCGCUACGUUCAGCAGAUGGAGGCAGAACGGGAGGACCUAAUUCAGGAGAUUCUGGCUGGCACAGAGGAGACAGGACGACUCGAGCAGAAGAAUGACGACUUGAAGGAGAAGUUGGCGCACUUGGAACAAAUAGCUGAGUCUCUCAAGAAGAAAAAGAAGGAAGAAAUUCCGACGUAUCUGUUUCUGCGGAAGAUCUUUUGUCAAGUGUCGGCCACUAAGAUUGUCACUAGCGAUAGCGACUUGCUUGAGGGCUUCGUCUCAAAGUCUGAGCGCAAAGAAGUUCUUCCGUUCCGCUACGACCGGACGAAACCAACUUUUGAACGAGUCAACGACCUCUGGAACAAAAUAUCGGAAUAG
Chondrus crispus (carragheen) is the source of this 672-nucleotide messenger RNA. RefSeq names its product chromosome segregation protein SMC, ParB family. The coding region runs from base 1 to 672 and encodes 223 amino acids. NCBI's taxonomy places the organism in Eukaryota, Rhodophyta, Florideophyceae, Gigartinales, Gigartinaceae. The transcript has a single exon. The record is from RefSeq and is a predicted model, not a curated record.